Molecule: messenger RNA, 2514 nt
Organism: Cheilinus undulatus (humphead wrasse)
Lineage: Eukaryota; Metazoa; Chordata; Actinopteri; Labriformes; Labridae
Gene: lrfn4b
Product: leucine rich repeat and fibronectin type III domain containing 4b
Biological process (GO): DNA integration
Molecular function (GO): nucleic acid binding
Source: RefSeq, a predicted model, not a curated record
ACAGUACCUCACCCUGACUCUGAUUACCCUGACUUAUCCCAAGUUCCUGACUUUUACCAUGACCUGAAGGAAGUUUUCAACAAAGCUAAAGCUAAAUCCCUACCUCCACACAGACUUUAUGACUGUGCCAUUGAUCUCUUACCUGGAACGUUUCCUCCCAAGGGGAGACUUUAUCUCUCUGCUCCCGAAAGACAGGCAAUGGAGCAGUAUGUGGAGGAGUCUCUGGCGGCAGGGAUAAUUCGGCCGUCCUCUUCACCUGCAGGAGCUGGUUUCUUCUUUGUGGACAAGAAGGACAAAUCGCUUCGGCCAUGCAUUGACUACAGGGGCCUUAACAACAUCACCGUGAAAAACAGGUACCCCCUCCCUUUGAUCUCAUCUGCUUUUGAACAAUUAAGUGAAGCUAAAAUAUUCACUAAGCUGGAUCUGCGAAAUGCUUAUCACCUAGUCAGAAUAAGGGAGGGGGAUGAAUGGAAGACAGCAUUUAACACUCCCACGGGUCACUACGAAUAUUUAGUUAUGCCCUUUGGCCUUACUAACGCUCCUGCAGUUUUUCAAGCCCUGGUCAAUGACGUUCUGCGGGAUAUGUUAAAUGACUUUGUAUUCGUUUACUUGGAUGAUAUCCUAAUUUUUUCCUCGGAUGAGCAAACCCACAUCAGCCAUGUCAGAAAGGUCCUGGAGCGCCUCUUUCAGAACCAGCUUUUCGUCAAAGCCGAGAAAUGUGAGUUUCACAGACCUUCCGUUACCUUCUUAGGAUACAUCAUUGCAGAAGGUCAGAUCCAGAUGGACCCUGAAAAGGUUAGUGCUGUCAAAGAUUGGCCAGUACCUUCUUCCCGCAAAGAACUUCAAAGAUUUCUGGGGUUUGCCAACUUUUAUAGAAAAUUCAUUCGGAACUUUAGCAUUAUUGCCUCACCCCUGCAUGAGCUUACCUCCUCUAAGAGGCAAUUUUUGUGGAACUCUGCUGCUGAUGCAGCUUUUGUCAGACUUAAGAACUGUUUUUCUUCUGCUCCUGUCCUCAUUCUGCCUGACACUAACAAUCAGUUUGUUGUUGAGGUAGACGCAUCUGAUGUAGGCAUUGGAGCUGUAUUGUCUCAACGUUCUUCCAAGGAUGAUCGUCUCCACCCCUGUGCCUUCCUGUCACGCAAGCUUUCUGCAGCUGAACGCAACUACGAUGUAGGCAACCGGGAGCUGCUGGCAGUCAAAGUGGCACUGGAGGAGUGGAGGCAUUGGCUGGAGGGAACUUCUCAACCCUUCUUGGUGUGGACUGACCACAAAAAUUUAGAAUAUCUUCAAACAGCCAAGAGACUGAAUGCCAGGCAAGCCAGGUGGGCAUUAUUCUUUAAUCGUUUUAAUUUUACCCUAUCCUAUCGACCUGGUAAUAAGAAUGUUAAGCCUGAUGCUCUCUCUAGAAUCCAUUCUAAUGAGGAGCAAAAAGCAGAACCUGAACUGAUCCUCCCACGUUCCUGUGUUGUUGCUAAUGUUACUUGGGAGAUAGAGAGAAAAGUCCAGGAGGCCAUCCAUAAUGUUAACCCCCCUGUGAACUGUCCACCUGGUAGCCUGUUUGUUGUUCCUGAGCUCCGCUCCCAGGUUAUCAAUGGGCACACUCCUCUCGGUUUUCCUGCCACCCGGGUGUUAGCCGAACUCUGGGGGUCCUUAAAGAACGUUUCUGGUGGCCCUCUAUGGACAAGGAGGUUUCGGAAUUCAUCUCAGCCUGCCCCACCUGUGCCUCCAGUAAGGUCUCCCAUCAGCAUCCGGCAGGUCUGCUCCAUCCUCUUCCGGUACCCAAGAGGCCCUGGUCCGACAUAUCCCUGGACUUUGUCACGGGACUCCCCACCUCAGAAGAGAUGUGGUGUCGGACCGGGGCCCCAGUUCACCUCCAGGUUCUGGAAGGAAUUCUGUUCGCUGAUUGGAGCCACUGUGAGCCUCUCCUCUGGAUUUCACCCUCAAUCGAAUGGACAAACUGAGCGGAUGAAUCAAGAAAUGGAGACGGGCCUGCGCAUUCUGGCUUCCCAGAACCCUUCCUCAUGGUCCAACCAGCUCGUGUGGGUAGAAUAUGCACAUAACUCACUUAUUAACUCAUCAAUUGGCAUGUCCCCCUUUCAGUGUGUGUACGGCUUUCAACCUCCUCUUUUUCCUGCCCUAGAUAAGGAGGUAUCUGUCCCCUCGGCCUGGACCCUGGUGCGACGUUGUCGCCAGACCUGGGAGCGAGCCAGACAAGCCCUCCUCCGAGCUUCAGCCAGACACAAGACGGCGGCUGAUCGCAAAAGGUCUGAGGCCCCCAAGUAUCACUGUGGACACAAAGUUUGGCUAUCCACUAAAAACCUGCCUCUGCGUCUGGAUUCUAAGAAGCUCGCUCCCAGGUUCGUUGGUCCGUUUCCUAUUUCCAAAGUUAUUAAUCCUGUAACUGUCCAACUAAAACUACCCAGAACCAUGAGAGUCCAUCCUGCAUUCCACGUCAGUCAACUUAAACCCGCCAAAUCCAGCCCUCUGGUCCCCCCCACCCAGCCCCCGCCACCC